AUGGCGCAUAGCUUACCAAGACUACAGUCCAACCUCCACUCACCUAAAUACACGAUCACUUCUUCUUCCGGCACCAUGUCGAACGGCCUGCCCACUGGCACUUCCGCACCUUCAGCGCCACCAGCUCCUGCGCCGGGCAACAACCAGACUGGUCAGGCGGGUGUCUUUCCUGCUGCCGGCGCACCUGCAACAGCAUUCACCAUCCCGCCCACUGGCUUGACGGAUGCGCAAAUCUUCGCCGACUCACUCGCCAAUCUGAGUGAUCUUCGCAUGCUCCAAAUCGCCAUCACUCACACCAACAAGGAGAUUCUUGACGUGUGGAACGCGCAGCAUCCCGAAUCUGCCAAGCUGACCGACCAGUCAGUGUCACGUCGCAUCACACACGCGACGGACUACUGGAAAACGCAAGGCGUGAUUCGUGCUGUCGUCAGAGCGGAGCUGGAACGACUGAAGAACGCAAACGGCACCACGGCGCGGAAGAACGCAACCACUGGUACGGUCAGACACAGACCCAGGGCCAACAACCAGCCGGCACCACCACCAACCCAGCCAGCGGCAGCGCCAGCACCAGCGCCUGUGACUGGUACUGGUGGCCUCGAUCAGGUGCAGCAGGCAGGGCAGGGUGGAGUGGAUGACAGCGAUGGGCCUGACGGCGACGACGACCCUGCGCAAGAUCUCGAAGACUUGUUGGCAGAGGCGGAUCCGCAAGGACCUGCUGUUCCUCCAACCAUCGAGCAAAACCCUUGGGCACCAUCAGUCGGCUACCUCGCUGGACAGCCCGGCUACGUCCCAGGAUUCCGCGCCUACAAUGCGGAUGGAUCGCAGAUUCUGGGGCCUGCAGAUGCGCCAGUCCAACCACAAGCCGAUGCUGAGGCUGCCGAAGAUGCUGAGCGAGGCUUCGGAGGUGGGGAAGGCAGCGAGGCGUUCGGACUGGAGCGCAACACCAUGUUGAAUAUAUGA
This is a messenger RNA of Saxophila tyrrhenica, 960 nucleotides long. RefSeq lists its product as uncharacterized. Bases 1 to 960 code for a protein of 319 amino acids. The record is from RefSeq and is a predicted model, not a curated record. The transcript is spliced from 2 exons. Lineage: Eukaryota; Fungi; Ascomycota; Dothideomycetes; Mycosphaerellales; Extremaceae.